AUGUGUCAACACCACCAAAACCAACCUUCUGAUGACGCCAACUCCCAACCUCCACCAGACAAACCAGUCUACAAUGAUCCCUUUCCGUGGCAUCUCGGUGCUUUUGACGCCCACUGCCAUCCAACCGACACAAUGUCCUCCAUCGCCUCUCUCGCCACUCUCAACACCCGCGUCCUCACCAUCAUGGCCACUCGCUCCCAAGACCAGCAACUCGUCGCGGAUGUAGCAUCCGAGCACGGCAUCACAGAUUCAGCAUCAAUCACAACAUCAUCCUCGGAUACCGUUUCACCCCGUAAAGGAUGCAAAGUCGUUCCAGCGUUUGGAUGGCAUCCCUGGUUCUCCUACCAGCUAUACGACGACUCCAUCCCCAAUCCCACAUACAACCCCCACAACACCGAGGAUCCCAAUAAAUCUACUGAACAAGAUGCCAAAAUCGCUCACUACAAGGCCGUUCUCUCUCCCACCCCCCAAGAUCAAUCCUUCCUCUCUUCUCUCCCUACUCCAACCCCCUUAUCAGCACUCAUAUCAUCCACUCGCCAAUACCUCACCUCGUUUCCCCUCGCGCUCGUUGGAGAAAUCGGCCUCGACAAGGGCUUUCGUCUCCCCCAACAGCGACUCCCCGACGACGAUUCCUCUCGAGAUGAGAGCCUCACCCCCGGUGGACGCGAAGGUCGUCUCCUCAGCCCCUUUCGAGUGCAAAUGCAGCACCAGCAAGCCAUCAUGCAAGCUCAACUACGACUAGCAGGAGAAAUGGGCAGAGCCGUCAGCGUACACGGUGUACAGGCUCACGGCGUCUUAUACGACACAAUAGCAGCCUGCUGGAAAGGCCACGAGAAAAAAGUCCUAUCCCGCAGAGAGAAGAAAAGAAUUGCCCCUGGCGCCGAAGAAAGUUCCUCUUCAGACGACUCCGACUCCUCAUCAUCCAAAAACAUGCCCACAACAGAAGACAGAACUAAGAAGAAGAAGAAAGCCGGCGGCAAGCCCUUCCCGCCGCGGAUAUGCCUCCACUCGUACAGCGGCAGCGCCGACAUGCUCAAGCAGUGGUUCCACCCGGCCGUCCCCUCCACCGUCUUCGUCUCCUUCUCCACGGCCGUCAACAUGAGCACCGACGGCGGCAAGACCAAGCUCGCCGCCGUCGUGCGCGCCGUGCCGGACGACAGGAUCCUCGUGGAGAGCGACUUGCACGUGGCGGGCGGCGAGGCGGAGGCGCUGCUCGAGGACAUGUAUCGGCUGGUGUGCGAGAUUAAGGGGUGGGAUCUUGAGACUGGGGUUGCCACGAUAGGGGCGAACUUUGAGAGGUUUAUACUCGGAUAG
Molecule: messenger RNA, 1314 nt
Organism: Trichoderma harzianum CBS 226.95
Lineage: Eukaryota; Fungi; Ascomycota; Sordariomycetes; Hypocreales; Hypocreaceae
Exons: 1
Coding region: 1-1314 (437 amino acids)
Molecular function (GO): hydrolase activity, acting on ester bonds
Source: RefSeq, a predicted model, not a curated record